Molecule: messenger RNA, 1724 nt
Organism: Drosophila virilis
Lineage: Eukaryota; Metazoa; Arthropoda; Insecta; Diptera; Drosophilidae
Gene: beta4GalNAcTB
Product: beta1,4-N-acetylgalactosaminyltransferase B
Biological process (GO): carbohydrate metabolic process; glycosphingolipid biosynthetic process
Cellular component (GO): Golgi apparatus
Molecular function (GO): galactosyltransferase activity; N-acetyl-beta-glucosaminyl-derivative 4-beta-N-acetylgalactosaminyltransferase activity
Source: RefSeq, a predicted model, not a curated record
UUGUGUGCCCACUUGAUUGGUGUUAAUUAUCAAAUGUUAAGUCAAAUUUGAGAAAUUUUCACUUCUUAGCUUACAACCUAUAAAAUUAAUCAAUUGAAAUUUUUUAUUUCCAGCAAACGUUUAUUAAUAUUAAAAAACAUAUGUGAAUAUUUAAAAAUUUAACAGCUAACUGGAAUUUUUUGGGGAAGAAAUAAACUGCCGCUGUUAAUAACAUUUUGCCAUGCUAUGCUAUGUUAAUGCCAACAUUAAAUUGUUUCUGUUACUUGCCGUGUUGGCCAGCUGCAUACUGUUGUGCUUGUUUUUCGUGUUUUCACAUCCAAAUAGUACAAAAAUAUUUAAUAAGCUACAACUAUGUACCGUAGCAUUCAACUUCCGUUAAUACUAUAACAGUGAAUAAUGAUAUUAAGACUGUGCCAGCACAGUUUUCAUAUAUACGACUUGCUUCUAUUCAGCGGCGCGCUAACCAUCCUCGUCUACAUUCUACUGCCUCAUCGAUUCGCCCUGCGCUAUGACUACAUCGAUAAGGAGCACAUUGAGGAGGCUCUUCUUUCGGCAACCGUUUCGAAUAUCUCAUCGCAGCAGGCAAUCGAUUGCAGCUACAAGGAGGUGCUAGCUGAUAGCACUUUUGUCUACGAUGCAGCGCAUCGUGCGGCUAUUCUGCGCGGGCAGGAAAUACGGCUUGGCGGUGAAUAUCAGCCGGAUGAAUGCCGUGCACGUUUCAGUACUGCGAUUAUUGUACCGUAUCGGGAUCGGCAGGAGCAGCUGGUCGCAUUUCUCAACUAUAUGCACAACUAUCUGCGCCUGCAGCAAAUCCAUUAUCGAAUUUUUGUGGUGGAGCAAAGCGACCGGAAACCUUUUAAUCGGGCCAUGCUCUUCAACAUAGGCGCCAAAGUGGCGGAAAGCUAUGGUUAUCCUUGCUUAAUACUGCACGACGUGGACCUAAUGCCAUUGAACUCCGGUCAGAUUUACGCAUGCACAGUUCAGCCAAGGCACAUGAGCUCAGCGCUGGACAGCUGGCGCUUUCAUCUGCCAUAUCGCACACUAUUUGGUGGCGUUGUGGCGAUAAGUACCUCCCAGUUUACAAUGAUAAACGGCAUGUCGAAUCUGUACCAUGGUUGGGGCGGCGAGGACGACGAUCUGUACGAGCGCCUCAAAGUCGUGGGCAUCGAGAUCUGCCGCUUUGAUCCGGCGUACAGUGAGUACACAAUGUUAAAGCACAAACACGCGAUACCAAAUGAAAAUCGAAUGGCAUUGCUGCGAUCCGCUUCACUGCGUAUGCACACCGAUGGCCUCAACUCGCUUGUCUACAAGGAGGUGGAACGCCGAAUGCAUAGUCUCUUCACGCACAUCCUAGUCGAGACCUAGACUAUUGUCGUCUUCAGCUUUGCCAUGCUAAAUUGUUACUUAGCUUCUAGUUGUAGGAAUCUCUGUGAGCCCAGUCCGGCAAAUGAAUGUAUUAAUGUAAAAAGAGCGCUUUGUUAUACUUUAAAUUGUUGUAGAUUCAUAUUACGUAAAGUAUAGAGAAUGAGAGAAUACAAAUAAAUUACAAUAAAUUAUAGUUGGCUGUUUUUAAUUGAUAAUAAGUAUAUUUUAACUAGCUUGUGUACACUGAGAUACACUAAGGAGCAAAUUGCACAAUACACAUCUAGAUGUACUCUAUAUAUAAUAGGUUGCUUGACUGUUUGCCUAGACUAACAAUAAAUUAUGCACAUUCACUUUUAAAA